Molecule: messenger RNA, 2011 nt
Organism: Poecile atricapillus (Black-capped chickadee)
Lineage: Eukaryota; Metazoa; Chordata; Aves; Passeriformes; Paridae
Product: collagen alpha-1(XVIII) chain-like
Exons: 16
Coding region: 262-1797 (511 amino acids)
Source: RefSeq, a predicted model, not a curated record
CCCCCAGGCCCUCCAGGAGCCUUGGGGCCACCUGGUUUCCCUGGGGCUGAAGGACUUCCAGGGUCUCCAGGCUCAGCUGGACCAGAAGGACCCCCAGGGGCACCCGGACUCCCAGGGCCUCAGGGUCCCCCUGGGGUUCCUGGGCACGAAGGACCCCCUGGUCCCCCAGGAUCUGCAUCACUCCCUGGAAAACCAGGGCUCCGGGGGGAGCCAGGAUUCCCAGGACCAAAGGGUGACAAGGGCGAGUACGGGCUGCCAGGCAUGCCAGGGAGCCCUGGCCGGACCGGAGAGCCGGGAUCCCCAGGCAUGCCCGGUCCCAUGGGCCCACCAGGACCACCAGGGGACUACAGGUGCGACUCACGCCACGCUGGACACCGAGGAUUGGCCGGGCUGCCGGGCCCCAAGGGAGAAAAGGGUGACCCUGGAGAGCCGGGGUGCUGCUAUGGGGAUCACAGGUGCAAACCAGGCCACCUCCCCUUCCCCAGCACUGGCAGCCAGCCCGGCUCCUGGGGGUCCAUCAACAGGUACCAGACGGAUAGCAAAGAGGAACCAGAGAUCUAUGGAGCGAUCAUCCCCCAUGGUCUUCAAGGUCCCCCCGGGAACCCCGGCCCUCCUGGGCCCCCCGGCCCCCCUGGCCCACCAGGUCUCCUCUACUUCAACAGGGUGCACCCUGUGCAUGCCCAGCCACCCUGCAAGCAGCCGGUAAGCCACGGCCUCACUGUCCCCAAGAGUGUCCCCGUCCCCCUCCCUGUGCCCAGCAGCAGACACAGGCUCCGCUUCCCCUCACAGGCAUCUGCAGACCGCAGCUGGCCAUCAGUUCCCAUGGGAGCACCCAGGACCGAUGCUGGGACACCUUGUGACCCCCCACCAUCUCUGGGCUCUCCAGAUGCUGGUGUCCCUCAGACAGAGCCAUCGGACUCCCGUGCUGAUCUCCGGCGCCAGACGUGGGUUUUCAAGUCCAAGGAGCUGAUGGUGAAGGCGAGCAGUGCUGUGCCCGAGGGGAGCCUGGUCUAUGUGCGGGAAGGGAGCAACGCCUUCCUCCGGACCCCCACUGGCUGGAGCCGCCUCCUGCUGGAGGAUCCAAAGUCCUUCUUGGCUGGUGAUGACCCUUCUGCCUCCACCCCACAGUACCAGGAGGCAAAGAGGGUGCAGCCAAGAGGCCCCAACACACUGUCACCAAUGCAGUCUCCAACAGACUCACUGAUCCAGAAGGAGGAGGAGGAACAAGGGCUGCCCCAGAUUCUGCCAACCACCAUUGCCCCACGGAUCCCAUCUCUCCGCCUGGCUGCCCUCAACGUGCCCCUGCCCGGUGACAUGAGCGGGAUCCGGGGCGCUGACCUGCAGUGCUACCGGCAGUCACAGGAGGCCGGGCUCUACGGCACCUUCCGGGCCUUCCUGUCAGCCCCCAGCCAGCAGCUGGUGUCCAUCGUCAAGCGGACAGACAGGACCCUCCCCAUCAUUAACUUGAAGGGGCAGCUGCUGGCCAAGUCCUGGGGCUCCCUCUUUGGGGGUCAGGCUGGUGCCACCCUGCAGGGUCCCAUCUACUCCUUCAACGGGCGCGACAUCCUGACAGAUCCGCUCUGGCCCCGCCGGCUGGCCUGGCACGGCUCCACUCCACGGGGUGGCCAUGCCCGCCGCUGGGAUUGCCAGGGCUGGCGCAGCAGCUCUGGCACAGCCGAGGGCAUGGCCACUGCUCUGGGCGAGGGCCGGCUGCUGGCUGGGCACCGGCACAACUGCUCCACACCGCUGGCCGUGCUCUGCGUCGAGGUGGCUUUUCCUUACCGGCACAUGUGGUGACAACGGUGACACCCAACCAUGUGCUCCAGGCAUUCCUCCAGCCCUGUGUGGCUGCAGAAUGUCCUUGGGAGCACCAUGGGUGGUGUCUGAGCUGUGCUGGAGCACUGAGGGGACAUCGGAUCCACAGCCAGGCUGUGCCAUCCCACGGAUCCCUGUGCCAUGGGGCAAAGCUAGGCUGUGCCUGCAGCCUCCCACCCCCACUGGAGCCAACAGU